UUUGCUUCUCACUGUAUUCUUUCAGAAUAUGAGAAGAAGAAACCACUCUGACAGAAAACACAGCACAGCAAAUCUCUUCAGAAAUAUUCAAAAGGUGGGUCACUGUAUUGUACAGAAAAAAAUAAGAAAAGGGUAUUUAUCUUUUAUAUGAGAGACUGAUAAAGCACAAGGUAAAAUGAGACACUAAUUAUUCAAAGUACCAAUGGAUAUUAGAAUUCCACUAUUGUUUUUCACAGCAGGAUGGCUAUGAGAUAGAUGAGUAAAGUGUUCACAAGCACUGAAUUGGAGAUUAACAUUAGAUAAUGACUAGUUAGAAGGUCCAGUGGAAAUUAUGGACAACCUAAAAGACACAAAUUAUAAAUUAUAGAUCAUAAUUUAAAUUCUAUCUCAGUUAUUUUCUUCAGCAUCGUGAAGUUUGUAGAUGUUACCUUUAAAUCUGUAUCUCACUGCCCAAGCUAAUCAUGACUUAAUUUUGGGCUCCACACUCAGUGCUUCUCUAGCCUUUCUUAUAUUUUCCAAACCUCUCUUUAUCUUUUGCCUACUUGCUAAAUUUUCUUAAAUGUAGUAUUUAACUUUAGUCUUCAGAGAUUAGUAUUAUUUUCACAUAACACUAGAACUAUUCCAUAACUUAUUUUUCCAAUCUAUCCCCUCUUUUGUUAUCAAUGAUUUCCCCAUUUUUAAGUGCACAUAAUUUUUUAAUAUUGUAAAUACUUAUAAAUUUCCAUGUGUUUUUGCUCGUAAGUAUCUGUUUAUACAUCCAUUGUCAUCAUAGUUUUUGUCUGAGAAUAAGGAUCAGAAUGAAUAUAUUUUAAUUAAAAUUGUUCUUUGAUGAUUUCAUACAUGUAUAAAAUGUAUUCUGAUAACUCUUACCUCACAUACUCUUAUCUCCUUCCCACAUUUUUCAAUCCUUUCUUCUCCUUACAAAUCUCUUUGCCACACUGACAUGCUUUUGUUUUGUUUUUAUAAUCUGAGUUUAACCAGAGUCUUCUGUGGAACUGUGAGUUUGGAACUACGCAUUGAAGCAUGGUGGAUUUACCAGUGGGUACAGGAAAAAAUGAGUGAUAAUGGAAAAGCUCAAUGCAAGUUCUGAAGAUUAUUUUAUCCUUCUGGGUUUUUCUAAAUGGCCUCAUCUGGAAGUUGCUCUCUUUGUGGUGAUCUUGAUAUUCUACUUGAUGACACUGACAGGCAAUCUCUUCAUCAUCAUCCUGUCAUACCUAGAUUCCCACCUGCAUACCCCUAUGUACUUCUUCCUCUCAAACCUCUCUGCUCUGGAUCUCUGCUACACCACUAGCUCUAUCCCUCAGCUGCUGUUCAACCUCUGGGGUCCAGAGAAGACGAUAUCCUAUGCUGGGUGUAUGCUACAACUAUAUUUUGUCCUCGCACUGGGUACCACAGAGUGUGUUCUGUUGGUGGUGAUGUCCUAUGACCGCUAUGCAGCUGUGUGCAAACCUUUACAUUACUCUGUCCUCAUGAAUCCUCGUUUCUGCUACCUGCUGGCUGCAGCAUCCUGGGUAAGUGGCUUUACCACCUCAGCACUUCAUUCCUCCUUUACCUUCUGGGUACCCCUGUGUGGACAUCGCCAAGUGGACCACUUCUUCUGUGAAGUCCCAGCACUGUUGCGGUUAUCCUGUGUUGAUAUCCGUGCAAAUGAGCUGACCCUCAUGGUCAUGAGUGCCAUUUUUGUUGUGAUACCACUUAUUCUCAUUUUGAGCUCCUAUGGUGCCAUCGCAUGCACUGUCCUAAGAAUGCAGUCAACCACUCGACUUCAGAAAGUUUUGGGGACCUGUGGAGCCCAUCUUACUGUUGUGUGUCUCUUUUUCAUUCCAAUCAUGUGCAUUUACCUUCAGCCUCCAACAGAAAAUUCCCAAGAUCAAGCCAAGUUCAUUGCCCUCUUCUACACCGUUGUCACCCCUAGCCUGAACCCUCUCAUCUAUACCCUAAGAAACAAGGAUGUCAGAGGAGCAGCAAGGAGGCUGAUGGGUGUGAGAGGGAGCAAUGAGAGAAGCCUCCACUGUGUAGUCUUUGAUAAGAAUGCCUGA
This is a messenger RNA of Onychomys torridus (southern grasshopper mouse), 2039 nucleotides long. RefSeq names its product olfactory receptor 2J3-like. The record is from RefSeq and is a predicted model, not a curated record. Gene Ontology annotation, cellular component: membrane. The transcript has 2 exons. Gene Ontology annotation, biological process: G protein-coupled receptor signaling pathway. Bases 1065 to 2039 code for a protein of 324 amino acids. Lineage: Eukaryota; Metazoa; Chordata; Mammalia; Rodentia; Cricetidae. Gene Ontology annotation, molecular function: olfactory receptor activity; G protein-coupled receptor activity.